Molecule: messenger RNA, 1767 nt
Organism: Pneumocystis murina B123
Lineage: Eukaryota; Fungi; Ascomycota; Pneumocystomycetes; Pneumocystales; Pneumocystaceae
Exons: 8
Coding region: 1-1767 (588 amino acids)
Biological process (GO): protein sumoylation
Molecular function (GO): SUMO ligase activity; zinc ion binding
Source: RefSeq, a predicted model, not a curated record
AUGCAGUAUUCCCCUCCAUUUCAGAACUAUCCAUUAAUUAUUCAUCAUCUGGAAAACAGACUUUUAGUAACAACAUUAAGGGCUAUUCUUAAGGAAUAUGGACUUCCAAUAUCUGGAAAGAAAUAUAUUUUAAUUACUCGUAUUCGGGAAUUCUUAGAUAAAGUUGUUGAGACAAAAGAUAUUGUUCAAUAUGAACGUCUUAAAAAUAGUAUUAUGGGGAUUCAUCUUCAUCCAAUACCCUCAUAUGUUGUUUCUUAUACUUCUAAGAAUUUACCAAUUAUGUCUUCUACACCUUUGGAAUUACCGAUUUCUGAACCAGCACUUUCUUUACCGACAAUUAAUGUUUUUCAAAGAAUUAAUUUUAAACCCAGUCCUUUCUAUAAUAUUCUUGAAAAUAUUAAUAGUCCUAUUAUUUGUCCACCAAUGUUACGGAAUAUUAUAACAGCAUCAGUACGACUUUCAUUAAAAGCGGUUGAAAAAUUAGCAUCGAAUGAAAGUUAUCGAGUUUACCUUUUUUGUACAGCAACAGAUUCUGCUGCAUUUGGUUUAGCAUUGAUUGAAUUUCCUGUUCAUAUGGAUUUGAAAGUAAAUGGGAAACAUCUUAGCGCUAAUACACGAGGAUUAAAAAAAAAGCCAGGUACUGCACCACCUGUUGAUGUUACAAGUUUAUUAUUUUUGGAUUCAAAACUAGUCAAUAAAAUUGAAAUAAUAUAUGCAAAUACUGAAAAGAGAUAUUCAUUUGGUGUAUAUUUGGUACAAAAAUAUACUAUUUGUGAUAUUAUUCAGCACAUUAAAGCAGGGAGAUGUCUAUCAAAACAGACGAUAUUAGAUACAAUAAAAAAAGAUUCGGAAGAUGGAGAUAUUAUAGCCACUUCUUAUGAUAUUUCUCUUAAAGAUCCCAUUUCUUAUACUCGUAUUGAAUUACCAUGCAGAUCAAUAUAUUGCAAUCAUGUACAAUGUUUUGAUGCCUAUUCAUUUCUUACAUUAAAUGAACAAACACCUACUUGGCAAUGUCCAAUAUGCAAUAAGCCGAUUCAUGCAAUAGAUGAUCUUGCUAUUGAUAGCUACACUUUAGAAAUCUUAAAUUCUGUUUCUUUAUCAGUAGAAUCUGUUACAAUAGAUCUUAAUGGAACCUGGUUUAUUACGAAGUCAAAUAUUGGCAAUGAAUUAAGCGACUCUAAUAAUAAUGAAGAUAUUUCUAAAAAGCAUAACACGUUUUAUAUGGAUCCAAACAAUCAUGAAACAUCUCUUGAACAAAAUCAUUCAGUUUUAUCAUCAUCUAAAUCACUAUAUAAGCGAUCAGAACCUACAGUAAUCGAUCUAACACUCGAUAGCGACGACGAAAGUCCUAUGCAAUCUCCAUUACAUAAAAAAUGUCGUAACAAUUCUGUUGAUACACAAUCAGAAACAUUAUCUUCUGAUUUUCAGUUUCCGAAAUUUCAUUUAAAUUUAGCAUCUAUUUCUCAUCUACCGAAAGCUUGUUUUUUUGAUUCAAAUGUAUCUGAAUCUGGUCAUCCUAUCUCUACAGAUAUUAUACCUGUCGAUCAAUCUUUAAAUAAUUCAGUGAAAUUAUCUACAUUAGAGUCUGAGCAUUCCACUGUAUUAUAUAAGUCUUUAGCUGACAAUAACACAAAAGACAUUAAUAAUUCGUCUGCAUUUUUAGGACCAUUUUCUAAUGAUCUUUGGAGUAACAAAGAUAAUUCAUGUGCUUGGCAAGAAGAAUUUCGGGAGAAUAAUUGUAUUGAUAUUCAUUCUACACAUUCAUAA